GCGCGAUUUCAGUCGCUACGUGAAACUCACCGCAAGCACAACGAAAACGCGCGCAAACCGUGCCAAAAAGUCGUGUUAAAAUUAAAGCUGGGCCGACGAUCGAUAGAGUUCUCAACCAAAGGAAACACAAUAAAUAAUUAUCAUUAAUUGCCAAUUGUUGAAAAAGGGCUUACGUUGAAAGUGAAGUGCGUGAGAGAUUAGAAAGUCUAAGCAAUAAAUCAUAUUCAAAAUGCCGAAACCUCUCGUCAAAUCCUGCUGCCUGUGUCAGUCGACACGUAAUGGCUCCAUUAUAUCAGGAACUUUGGCCAUCAUUCUAUCCAUCAUCACGAUAAUUGUGAUAUUCACAGCACGCGUGCAUUUCAAGACGAUUAUCUUUGACUUCAUACCAAACAACAUAGUGAAAAUCAUUCUAGUGGUAAAUCUAUGCAUGACUAUAUUGAUAUCAUUGCUAAUGAUGUUCGGCGUUGUCAAGCGCAAUCAUUAUCUGAUGGUUCCGUGGGUGGUGCUGGGCAUAAUGAUUGCCAUUGGCUUGCUCAUUUCUGUAAUUUACACUGCCGUCGUCUUCUUCAUCGACGGCUUCGUACUGACGGGCGUUCUGUGGCUAAUCUUCGGGCUGAUCUGUUGCGCUAUACUCACAUAUUGCUGGUGUGUCGUCUACAGUGAGUACGCAAAUCUGGCCGAGGAGAGCGAACGUGGGCGGUACAACAAGCAGCCGUAUCGUCGUUGAUCGACUUUGUAGAUCAGAAAGAUCUAUCUUAUCUGUUAGUUGAUAAUAAACUAAAAUAAAACUGCUUUUGUUCGUAA
This is a messenger RNA of Drosophila mojavensis, 804 nucleotides long. RefSeq lists its product as uncharacterized. The transcript has 4 exons. The coding region runs from base 230 to 727 and encodes 165 amino acids. The record is from RefSeq and is a predicted model, not a curated record. NCBI's taxonomy places the organism in Eukaryota, Metazoa, Arthropoda, Insecta, Diptera, Drosophilidae.